AUGACUACCAACAACGAAUACAACUAUGACUUUUCCGAUACAACACAAACCGACGAAAACGAACAAUCACUGGACCUGACAGAUGAAAAAUGCAGCGAUGCAGAAGGUGAUACUACCGGCAGGAAUUCAGCGCAAAAGAGUACAAAACUGGUUGCAGCUUUGAAGGACACAAGAACAUCCAAGGGUGGAUCCAGCAGCAUUAAGGACGAACGUAAAUGCAGCAAGUCUGAUGACGAUAAAUCAAAGAGAAAAGAUGAGAAGUCCGGCGACAAAAAGGAUAAAGACAUUAGUGAACAAAAAUCAUCUUCAAACCAGAUUUCGCAGAAGGAUGACAAAGAAAAGUCUUCAGUGAAUAUCUCUACAAAAUCGUCGUCCACAGGAAAGCAGACAACACCUUCACCUCAACAAGUGUCGCCAAAACACGUGUGGAUACAACAAAAAAAUGAAGACAAGAAGAUACAAGACACAACUUCUACGACGAGAGACGACAAACGUAAAACUAUUGAUACAAAGAAGGACCAUGCAUCAAAGAAACCUGAAGUGGAAAAGGAUGAGCAACGCGAUAAAGAAAAGGAGAAGGACCAUAUGAAAGACGUAAAAGUAAAAAAAGACGUACAUAAAACUAUUGAAAUAGCCGAAAUAGAUCUAGUUGGAAAAGCGGAUGUAGUAACAACCAUUUGGGAGUUACUAAUACCAUGGCAGCUUGCGUUAACAAACGAAACGUCGAUUACAAUCUGCGUCUCCGAACGCAAUCAUAAUGUACCGAACGUUGUAUCCUCCAUUAUGAAUCCGCUGAUAGCUCCAUCAAAAACCGUGAAGGGCGUAUCAUUUGCAAACGUCCUAAAAUCAGGCCUAGGAAAACUCACAACUACAGUAACAACGAGUCUUAUUGAGCCUCAAGAACGGCAACCCUACGUUCAAUCCGGUAGUCAAUCGAAUAUCGAAGCAAUGAUAGCGUCAAUGCAACAUAGCAUGAUGAACUUCAUAACGUUCAUGCAGAACACAAUGCAAGACCGCAUGCGAAAUCAAAACACACUGCAGCAACUGCUUGCCAACCAAAGUUCAAAAUAA
Bactrocera neohumeralis is the source of this 1071-nucleotide messenger RNA. Its product is annotated as U1 small nuclear ribonucleoprotein 70 kDa-like. Lineage: Eukaryota; Metazoa; Arthropoda; Insecta; Diptera; Tephritidae. Bases 1 to 1071 code for a protein of 356 amino acids. The transcript is spliced from 4 exons. The record is from RefSeq and is a predicted model, not a curated record.